Silurus meridionalis is the source of this 1840-nucleotide messenger RNA. It is a transcript of the gene gnat1, whose product is annotated as guanine nucleotide binding protein (G protein), alpha transducing activity polypeptide 1. Gene Ontology annotation, cellular component: heterotrimeric G-protein complex. Lineage: Eukaryota; Metazoa; Chordata; Actinopteri; Siluriformes; Siluridae. The transcript has 9 exons. Gene Ontology annotation, molecular function: GTPase activity; GTP binding; G protein-coupled receptor binding. The coding region runs from base 126 to 1178 and encodes 350 amino acids. Gene Ontology annotation, biological process: adenylate cyclase-modulating G protein-coupled receptor signaling pathway. The record is from RefSeq and is a predicted model, not a curated record.
CUAAGACUCGAAACAACUGGUCAACUCAGCACAGAGAGGGAGCCAGUGUAGGUGAGAACUGCAUAGUUGACCACACUUGGUGGGCAACUUAGUAGUUCUACAUUCACACUAACUUUAUAGUGAACAUGGGGGCUGGGGCAAGCGCUGAGGAAAAGCAUUCCCGUGAGCUAGAGAAGAAGCUAAAGGAAGAUGCUGACAAGGAUGCCAGGACUGUCAAACUACUGUUACUAGGUGCUGGUGAGUCAGGGAAGAGCACAAUUGUCAAACAGAUGAAAAUUAUCCACAAAGAUGGUUACUCCCUGGAAGAGUGCCUGGAGUUCAUUACUAUCAUCUACAGCAACACUUUGCAAUCAAUCAUGGCUAUUGUAAAGGCUAUGAACACACUCAACAUCAGCUAUGGAGAUGCUGCCCAGCAGGACAAUGCCAGGAAGCUGAUGCACUUAGCUGACACUAUUGAAGAGGGCACCAUGCCCAAGGAGAUGUCAGAUAUUAUUCUGCAGUUGUGGAAAGACACUGGCAUCCAAGCAUGCUUUGACAGAGCCUCGGAAUACCAGCUUAACGACUCAGCUGGAUACUAUUUAAAUGAUUUGGAAAGGUUGAUCCAGCCUGGCUAUGUCCCCACUGAGCAGGAUGUACUAAGAUCUCGAGUUAAGACAACUGGUAUCAUUGAGACUCAGUUUUCCUUCAAGGACCUCAACUUCAGGAUGUUUGAUGUAGGAGGUCAGCGCUCGGAGCGAAAGAAAUGGAUCCACUGCUUUGAGGGUGUCACCUGCAUUAUCUUCAUCGCUGCUCUGAGUGCUUAUGACAUGGUACUGGUGGAGGAUGAUGAAGUGAACCGAAUGCACGAGAGUCUGCACUUGUUCAACAGUAUCUGCAACCACCGCUACUUCGCCACAACUUCCAUUGUACUCUUCCUAAACAAGAAAGAUGUCUUCCUUGAGAAGAUCAAGAAGGCCCAUUUAAGCAUGUGCUUCCCUGAAUAUGAUGGACCAAACACAUAUGAAGACGCUGGUAACUACAUAAAGCUGCAGUUCUUGGACCUGAAUAUGCGGCGAGAUAUCAAAGAAAUCUACUCGCACAUGACUUGUGCCACAGACACAGAGAACGUGAAGUUUGUGUUCGAUGCCGUGACAGACAUUAUCAUCAAAGAAAACCUCAAGGACUGUGGACUCUUUUAAACUCCUGAGAAAAGGCAUGGAGAGCGCCUGUAUUUUCUCUUUCUCCAAGAUGACAAGGCAUUAUACAUGUCAAAGAAACUAGAAUCUAGAGAGGAAGUGAUAAAUACUUUAUUGCUGCUAAUGUCUUUUCUCAUUCCAAAAGAAUAACAUAGAAAGAUGCUGCACAGUCACAUGGUCCCAAUAGUGUCUUACAGCAAAGGAAUAAUAAUUAUAGCAGAAUUUUAUAAGCUGCACUCAAUGAGGCAGAAACGCUCUUUUUUAAAGAUUCAGCUGUUAUCGGUUCAUGCGGUGUACUUUAUCAUAGUCUCUUAUUUUGGUGCAUGGUAUCUUCUCAAAACACCUGCAUAUGCACUUCAGAAAAAGUAAUUACAUGGAAAACUUAGCUACUUAUGUUGCAUUGCAAGCAGAGUAGGUCAUACAUAUUUCCCAAUUUUUGAUUAUGUACUUGAAGGCAUCAAAAAGAUGAGUUACAGAUAAAAAUGUAUUUGUUCUAAUGACGCUUCGCUCUUGAAGAACAGUUGAAUCAUAUUUCAGUGUAGAUUGAGGUGAGAUGUUCGGAUGGACUUCACGGCUUUGGCUUUGGAAUAAAAAGAAAUAUGGAGACAAUAUGGAGGAGAGCAUAAGGAUGUAUGGACGAACAAUAAAGCUUCAGUAGACACAAA